UUCCUCCUUCUCUGGCCCGCUGUGUUAUUUCCUCUUCCUCUCGGCGGGCGGGAGGAGAGAAAGGGAGGUAGGCUGGGCAGGAGGAGGAGGAGGAGGAAGAGACGGCAGUGGCGGCGCUGUGACUACUGAGCGUGUGUGUGUGUGUAGGGGUGACGACGCGGGGAGGGAAAUAGACCAGGGAGACCGACGAGAUCCGCCGCCGCUGCUGUCGUCGUCGAGCGGGAGGGCGGCGCUAGGAGCUGGCGGGGGCCUGAGCGAGCUUACAGAGUCACCGUGUCACGGCGGCGGCACCCGCCCGCCUGCUCGCUGCCUCCCGGGAAGAGGGAGGGAAGAGAACUGCAGCCGCUACCUCCUCUAUCCCGGAAAGGCCUCCCCAUCAGUGCGACCGCCGCCUCCUCGCGACACCACCGGAGUCGAUUCCCCUCCCUUCGCGCGCUCCCAAGCCGAAGCGAGCCAUCCUAAGCUGUGCACAAGGAGGGGUGACUUGGGAGCCCAGGCUAGGCCAAGCCGGGCCCAGGCUGCGGAUCCGGUGCCGAACAGCCAAAACCGGGGGGUGGGUGGGAGAGGGGAACUGGAGCCCGGGACGGGCCUGGGCUGGGCCGGGCCGGGCCGCUGCCGCCGUCUUCUCCUCUGAACUAGGAUGUCCCGUCAUGAAGGUGUCAGCUGCGAUGCAUGUUUAAAAGGAAAUUUUCGAGGUCGCAGAUACAAGUGUUUAAUUUGCUACGAUUACGAUCUGUGUGCAUCUUGUUAUGAAAGUGGCGCAACGACGACAAGGCAUACAACUGAUCAUCCUAUGCAGUGCAUACUAACAAGGGUAGAUUUUGAUUUGUACUAUGGUGGAGAAGCUUUCUCUGUAGAGCAGCCGCAGUCUUUUACUUGUCCUUAUUGUGGAAAAAUGGGUUAUACGGAAACAUCUCUUCAAGAACAUGUUACUUCAGAACAUGCAGAAACAUCAACAGAAGUGAUUUGUCCAAUAUGUGCAGCAUUACCAGGAGGAGAUCCCAAUCAUGUUACAGAUGACUUUGCAGCUCAUCUUACACUGGAACAUAGAGCUCCUAGAGAUUUAGAUGAAUCCAGUGGUGUUCGGCAUGUACGUAGAAUGUUUCACCCGGGCCGGGGUUUGGGUGGCCCUCGCGCACGUAGAUCAAACAUGCACUUUACUAGCAGUUCCACUGGUGGGUUUUCAUCUUCGCAGAGUUCAUAUUCUCCAAGCAAUAGGGAAGCCAUGGAUCCUAUAGCUGAGCUUUUAUCUCAGUUGUCUGGUGUGAGGCGUUCUGCCGGGGGACAGCUGAAUUCCUCUGGCCCUUCCGCAUCUCAGUUACAGCAGCUGCAGAUGCAACUACAGUUGGAACGACAACAUGCACAGGCAGCACGGCAACAACUGGAGACUGCACGUAACGCGACAAGGCGCACCAACCCUAGCAGUGUCACCACCACUAUUACACAAUCUACAGCAACAACCAACACGUCUAACACAGAAAACAGUCAGCAGGCUAUCCAGAACUCUCAGUUCCUCCUUACAAGGUUGAAUGAUCCCAAGAUGUCUGAAGUAGAGCGUCAGUCAAUGGAGAGUGAGCGGGCUGACCGCAGCCUGUUUGUUCAAGAGCUCCUACUGUCCACUUUAAUGCGGGAAGAAAGCUCCUCCUCUGACGAGGAUGAGCGUGGGGAGGUUGCUGAUUUUGGUGCUAUGGGCUGUGUAGAUAUUAUGCCUUUAGAUGUUGCUUUAGAAAAUCUAAAUUUAAAAGAGAGUAAUAAAGGAAACGAGCCUCCUCCACCUCCUCUUUGAUGACAUCCCACUUCGCAGACAAUGUCCUCUGUGCUGUAUUUGCCAAUGAAAGUGGACAACAACUAUCUUGGGUUUGUUUUGGUGAUUGUAAUUUCAGGUCUGUCACUCUUGUUACAUUGUGUACAUUCAAAGGAAGAGAGAAAGAUAUAUAUGAUAAUCAUUUCCACUUAAAAAUAAUUUUUACUUCUAGCAGGUAAAUGUAGGUUGCAGAUCAGAGGGGAAUCCUCUGUGCCCUGUACUUUUUGACAUGCAAAAGGUUCUCCUAAUACUCCACAUUCAAACUGAAGAGGAAAAAAUGAAAUCUCUAAUGAAGCUGCUGUGUGUAUUUAUGAAUAUUAAUGAAUAAAAACUGCUUGGAUGGUU
Messenger RNA from Rhineura floridana, 2149 nucleotides. RefSeq names its product potassium channel modulatory factor 1 (gene KCMF1). The coding region runs from base 641 to 1786 and encodes 381 amino acids. Gene Ontology annotation, cellular component: plasma membrane. The record is from RefSeq and is a predicted model, not a curated record. Gene Ontology annotation, biological process: synaptic signaling. Lineage: Eukaryota; Metazoa; Chordata; Lepidosauria; Squamata; Rhineuridae. The transcript has 7 exons. Gene Ontology annotation, molecular function: zinc ion binding.